This is a messenger RNA of Homalodisca vitripennis (glassy-winged sharpshooter), 3682 nucleotides long. It is a transcript of the gene crp, whose product is annotated as transcription factor AP-4. The record is from RefSeq and is a predicted model, not a curated record. Gene Ontology annotation, biological process: regulation of transcription by RNA polymerase II. NCBI's taxonomy places the organism in Eukaryota, Metazoa, Arthropoda, Insecta, Hemiptera, Cicadellidae. The transcript has 6 exons. Gene Ontology annotation, cellular component: nucleus. The coding region runs from base 349 to 1632 and encodes 427 amino acids. Gene Ontology annotation, molecular function: RNA polymerase II cis-regulatory region sequence-specific DNA binding; DNA-binding transcription factor activity, RNA polymerase II-specific; protein dimerization activity.
UGUACUGAACGUAUAUUGAGAAAAAAGUAGUUCUACGUUGAAAGAGCGUACUACUUUCCAAAAUCUCUUAAUAUUUUAAUUUAAAUACAACAAUACAUUGUGAAUGUCAUUUAGUUUUUAUUUAAAAACAUGGUAUAGGCAUACGUUCCGUUUUGAUUUGUACAAAUUACGAGGCGGAAUGAUCUGAAAAGUAGUACUACCCUAUUCAGCUGUUUCCCGCCAAACACCGCCAUAGCAAACCGCUGUGAGGCGUUGUGCGUACGGCAAGUUUCGUAAUUUGUGAAUUGUGUUGUUUUUCUAUGCUGAUAAGAGACAACUUAAUAAGUUAUUAGUGUUUUUCGUGGCAAAAUGUCUACGCUAAGUAGAAGUGAGGAAAAAAUCAGGCUUGAAGACUUACAGCAGUACGAUCAAGAUGAUAUUGGUUAUUGCAGCCUGGAGCGGCCGGACUCGCCGACUCUCCGCACCCAUCACGGGUCUAUGGAGCAGGAGAAGAGGAUUCGCCGGGAGAUAGCCAACAGCAACGAGCGCCGCCGCAUGCAGAGCAUCAACGCGGGCUUCCAGUCGCUGCGCACCCUGCUGCCGCACCACGAGGGCGAGAAGCUCAGCAAGGCGGCGAUCCUCCAGCAGACUGCAGAAUACAUCUACCAGCUGGAGCAAGAGAAGACGCGUCUGUUAUCUCAGAAUUGCCAGUUGAAGCGUCUAAUUAACCAGCACGAGGGCGAGAGCAAUUCUGCUGCGAAGAAGCGGAAGACUGAAUCAGGACUGGUGGUGUCAGUGGCGGACGAGGUAGUAACAUCUGAUGGCGCGGUGACAGGAGCAGGAGCAGUCGCAGUCGGGGGUGCCGGGAGCCCUACCCUACUGGACAUAGAGCAGGCAGGAGCCAACUCUGAGCUCAUAGAUCUGAGGGUACAGCUCGAUCGUGAGCGAGGUUUGCGGAUGAUCCUGGAAGAUCAGGUCCGCUCCUUAGAGACACAACUGUAUCCAGAACGGAUCCGGGAGAUCACACAACAAGUCCAACUACAAUUCAGUCAACAACAGCAAGAGGAGGAGCCCUUAGCAGCAGGUCUGCUGACGCCAUUGCGCAGGGAGAGCCAGUCAAGCACGGGGUCUGAGAGUGUAGGACAGGAGACAGCCAGUGCAGUCGCGACACUACAGGUCGUGUCUGCGGCAAGUCUCCAGCCUGUCAGUCACACAGAGACAGUCAUCGCCACCACCCCUUCUCCUCCCACCUCCCCAUCCCCUGCCACCGCCUCUCGCCUCCCCACUAUGUUAGAGUCUGCUAUCAAGGCUGAACCCAAGGUGGAAGUCGAGAGAUUGUCCUCACCUAGUGGAACUAAUGGUGAAGAGGUCGUCCCACAGGCUAGAGUAUAUCUGGCCAGCACGUCCCGUCAAAAUCUGGAGACCAUCGUUGAAGCGAUCCGUCACCUAGAGGGAGACGCCUUUAUCAGCGAUAGUGGGACAGAGGUGUCAGCAAACAGUGGCACAACAGGAACAACGCAAGAGUCUCCCCUAGCACUGACAAAGCAACAGCGGUUACUCAAGGUGGAGAUGAACCCCUUCCUGCAGUUCCACUCCCACCCUCACCCACAGCAACAGCGCCCUGGUGUCAUCGUUGUCAAGCAACACACGUGAUCGUCUCCCCCAGCCCGCGCCACUCACAACAACUCUCUUUGAUCGUAGCCAGAUUAGCUAAUUCCCACCGGCUAGAGAAUAAUCCAUCAAAAUUUUUUUACGAAUUGAACCAGGUAAAUUGCAGUUGGACAUAAAAAUUUAUAGUGUUUUAGUGGCCUAAUAAUUUGUUUUGAGUAGUUGUUAUCAAAUUUGUAUUUAUCAGUAAUUACAAUUUAAUGGUCAAUCUGUGUUUUAGUCAUAAUAUAAUAUCAGACGUCCUACUGCAAUUCUCCUCUUUCUACUUAAUCUUAGUGAAAUUUCAGUAUUAAAUGAAGUUAGUGUUAAUGAUGUUGUUAGCAAUUCUUGCAAGUCUUGUGUCGGCUCUUCCUAUUCUCAAGCGGUUUCAUCGAAUGUUAAUAAACUAUACUUUAUAUUAAAACAUUUUCCCACAUUAAUAAGUAAUAUCGUUGAUUUUUUGUAUUUUCCUAUGAAAUUUAAGUCAGUUUGUGGUUAAAUAAACUGUUAUCUAGGCACAAUGUGUGGGGAGUGUGGGGUGGGUCUCAGUGCUCCGGGAGGACCUUAGUGCUCGGCCACGGCUCUCGGUUACAUUCUCAAGACUGUUUGUGUUAUCAGGAACUUGUCUCUCUCUUUCAAUUUCCUGAUAUUUUCUUCCCUACUUUAUUAGAGAUAACUCUAGUUCUUAUUUGUUUUUAAGUUAUGUAAAAAUUGUUUUGUGUUUUUUGUUGUGCAAGAAACAAGAAAAAAAGAAAAAAAAUAUGAAAAAUUGUUUUAUAUGCGUGACUGAGCAACAGAUGGCUGGUUUUAGCUUAUCGUGGAUAUGUAUACGUACAAUUAAAAUUCCGUAGUUAGAACAAAAGUGCAGGGCGCAUCACAUCAUAGAUGUGCUGGAUAGUCGAGUUUUUCUCAUUUUGCUGAUGUCAGUGUUAACAUUUCUCUACUAUAUAUGUAUGUGAUGGAAAAUGUGUAUAAUGUGUAUGCCGCUUCUUAUUGUAGCAUUUGGCCAAACACUUUUUUUCAUAUAUAUUUCGGUCAUAGAUUGUUAUGUUCAGUCACUUCAGGACUGAUAAUUUAAGUGUUAUUUCAAUUAAACAGUUGCAUUUUUGACAGCUCUUUUUGUUAAUCUAGUUGGUGAACACAAUGAUCUGUUAGUCGCUGUAUAUAUUUGCUUACGUAAGGUUCAUAGUCCAAGGGGCCUCCCUCUUCAGGGGAUUGUUAUAUAAUUCAAAGUUCCUUUUCAGAUCAUAAUAUUAGGUGUAAUAUUUUGCAUUUCAUAAUCACUCUUUGUAGUCCUUUAGUUUGCAUUAGCACAUGUAUGAAUGCGCUGCUGUAAAUAUGGCCUCGUGGACAUUUUGCUCUUGUUUUUUUUUAAACAUUGAUGCUGUCAUUUUAAAAGAAGGAAAGCAGAUCUGAACUUCAAUGUUUCUGUUUUCAAUUUUCAGGUUUUCAAGUAGUUUUACAUUAUACAUACUGUAGAGGCCUAGCUAGGAGUAUUUUACAUAAACCGCAGGCCUUGUAAUAAGUAGUAAUCUGUUCUUUGUUUGGUUUCAUGUUCAGUGGCAUUUUUUGUUUAUCUGUUAUUCACUACAUACAUGAUUGAUCACUUGCCAUUAGUACUGACUGUAUCAAUAGAUGAUAUUGUGGCAUUAGAUGUGUUUUUCUUGACAAAGAUACAGCAUGAAUGUUUUAGCAAAAAACUCAGCUACAGUCAGAUUUUUCAAACAGGAUCAUUGCUCAACAAUUUCCAAAGGACUUGUCUAAAUGUUGUACAUUUUUCUGUCAACUGAAGCUUCUUGCUUUGUAUGUUUCAAUCACUUACUCAGUUGCACAUUUUCGAGUUAUUUAUAAUAGUGAUAAUUGUGAAUAUGUUGAGAACGUUUAUGAAUUAUUUUUGUUAUUAAUUUAUUUUCCAAUAACUGAGAAUGUUUUGUUGUCUCCCCAUAUUGGUAGAUAGCUAAAUUGUUUACUCUAUCUUGACCAUUUGGUAUGAUUGGUUGUAAAAUAUACACUAUUUGAAAACAAAAGACUUUGAAUAAAUCAGAUCAUUCAUGUA